Microcebus murinus (gray mouse lemur) is the source of this 2215-nucleotide messenger RNA. RefSeq names its product steroid 5 alpha-reductase 1 (gene SRD5A1). Gene Ontology annotation, biological process: steroid biosynthetic process. Gene Ontology annotation, cellular component: membrane. The record is from RefSeq and is a predicted model, not a curated record. Lineage: Eukaryota; Metazoa; Chordata; Mammalia; Primates; Cheirogaleidae. Gene Ontology annotation, molecular function: 3-oxo-5-alpha-steroid 4-dehydrogenase activity.
UCAGAGAGCCGCGCCUCCGCCCCUCGCCGGCGCCCUAUAUGUGGGCCGCCGCGGGCGCCGGGGCAUGGGGCGAGCCGUUCCUCCGCGGCGAUGGCGCUGGCGCUGGCGCAGGAGCCCCCGCUGGACGCGCUCGCCUACCUGGAGUGCCUGCUGGCGCUGCUGGGCUUCGCGGCGCUCUCGCUCGUGGGCCCGCCCUACGGCCGCUACUCCUCGGCCAGCUCCGGGCCCCGGGUGCCGGCCAGGGCCGCCUGGGCCGUGCAGGAGCUGCCCUCGCUGGCCGUGCCGCUGUACCAGUGCGCCCGCGCGUCGCCCGAGCGCCUCCGCUGCGCGCCCAACCGCGUCCUGCUGGCCAUGUUCCUCGCCCACUACACGCAGCGGUCGUUGAUUUUCCCAUUUCUGAUUCGGGGAGGAAAACCGACGCCGCUGUACUCCUGUGUGAUAGCAUUUUUUUUCUGCACCUACAACGGCUACUUGCAAAGCAGAUACUUGAGCCAAUAUGCAGUGUACACCGAUGACUGGGUGUCAGACCCCCGCUUUCUAAUAGGUUUUGUCUUGUGGUUAAUAGGCAUGCUGAUAAACAUCCAUUCAGAUCAUAUCCUAAGGAAUCUCAGAAAACCAGGGGAGACUGGAUACAAAAUACCCAAGGGGGGAUUAUUUGAAUACGUAACUGCAGCCAACUAUUUUGGAGAAAUCGUGGAGUGGGGCGGCUACGCGCUCGCCAGCUGGUCUCUGCCCGGGGGGGCCUUCGCUCUGUUCACAUUCUGCAUUUUACUGCCCAUAGCAAAGCAGCAUCACCGUGAGAACGCUCCGGCCUAGCAAAUGUUCUUCCUGACACGAUGCGGGGCCCGGCCCUGCCGCCCGGCACUUUGGGAGGAGCGGUCCCAUUGUCCCCGACCCGUCCUGUCUCACGUCUCUGCCUGCCGUCCUGUCUGUGCCGGUCCUAAGCUCUCCUGCUGUCGUUUGCUCCGGCCUGGCUUCCUCGGGGCCAGCGCGUCCGUCUUCCCUGGGCAGUUUCAGGGACAGAGCAGCUCACCUCCCAACUCCUUCGGGGGUGCCCAGCGCCGCCAGCUCACGGGGAAGCUCUCGGGAACUUGCAGGUGAUGGAUGGGCCAGGCCCCCAGCAGGCCGUGAACACUUCCAGUGACGAACAGGCAAAAACGUCUGUGACGCACCUUCACGCCAGUCACUUGGGCUGUGAGCCGUCAGUCCCUGGUCAUCUCCAUGCGUAUCACUGAGCCACGGGGCUGUCACUGGGCCUUGGGCCAGGGGAGGUGACGCCUGACCCAGAGGUCCUGAAUUGUUACUGCUUGCCUUUUGGGGUCCACAGAGCCGCAUGUGAAAGCGAACCUGGCACUCCAGUAUUUUCUGAUUCUCUACCUGAGGAUUACGGUGUUAAACGUGCCUGAGAACAGCAGGGUUUUGCUGACUCACCUUCAGUUUGUUGUCUUCAUGCAUUUCUGCCAUAUUAACAAGCCACUAAUUGCUUUCUGUCACGAUUUUUAGCCUGUUUAACAUUUUUUAUGCUUAUAGAAACCCCAUUUUUCUAUUUCUCCAUCUCUUCAAAUUGGUUUUCAUUUUUACUUCAUCCACUUAGCUGCCCCCCUUCCCAGGUGGCUGUUGCCCCAAAGCGAGAGAGAGUGCCUCCGUUGAUGGAAUUUGUGUCAAAACUGGAGAUCCUGUUUGUUGUGAGCUCAGGGCUAAAUCACAGAUGACGCCAUACUGCAUUUUUCCGGGUUUUCCUGAAUCCUUAUUAAUCCCUGUUUGAGAGCCCUGGACACGUGGCCGGGGGCCCCCUCUGCAGACCCUGGGUGGGGCCGGCUCUCCACUGGGGCCUGGGGAAAAUUGUUGGCCACCAGAAGAUACGCAAGAAACAGCGGGUGGUCCUGCCCUCCCUCGGGUCCGCACGCCCACCAGGGUCAGGGGAAGGUCGCUCCAAAGUGUGGGCAUCAGCGUUUCACAGAUGUCUGUGAUUUCCCUUCCUGACAGAAAGAUGGGUUGCAUGGGGGACUUCUUCUGAAUCAUACUUUAGGAUGAGAUAUAUUUAACUGUUUAUGAUAUAGAUAAAAUUAAACUAUAGGAAGCGCCAAAGUUUUUAAUUACUACUUUUUAAAAGAACUCGGUACUCUCUAAUUAUGAAAGAUAUUGUCACUUCCGUUAGCAUUUGUUAAAUGGCUAAGUAACGAAACUAUUCCUUUUUUAAUUUUUUUUUUUCUUA